Messenger RNA from Rhizopus microsporus ATCC 52813, 3198 nucleotides. RefSeq names its product protein prenylyltransferase. Gene Ontology annotation, molecular function: protein binding. The coding region runs from base 1 to 3198 and encodes 1065 amino acids. The record is from RefSeq and is a predicted model, not a curated record. Gene Ontology annotation, cellular component: transcription factor TFIIIC complex. NCBI's taxonomy places the organism in Eukaryota, Fungi, Mucoromycota, Mucoromycetes, Mucorales, Rhizopodaceae. Gene Ontology annotation, biological process: transcription by RNA polymerase III. The transcript has 13 exons.
AUGCCACCAAAAAAAGCACUAGAUACUGAUCCAGAAGAGAAGGAAUCCUUUGAGAGCUUCUUGACCAGUCUUGAAGAAGAAACAAACAUCGUGUCUGAAGAAGAAGAAGAAGAAAUAGAGGAAGAAUCCUUACUGGACGUAGAAGAUAAUGACGAUGAGUUGAUCGAUGAACUAAUGAGUGAAGAAGAUGAACUUAUUGACGAUAGCGAAAUCACUGAUCUUUUGAACAGUUCUUUAAAGAAGCGUGAAUUGUUGAAAACAGGCGGAACAGAAGAAAUGGAAAGAGACAUGGAAGAAUUUGACAACAACCUGGCCAUAAACACAGGCAUUGGAAAAUUAAAGAGAGGUGUCAAGAGAAAGAUAACGGCUGGUGAAGUCCGAUUACCAGAAGAGGUCAAACGAAAGCUCGGUGAAGCAAAUGCAUUGUAUAUUGGCAAAGACUACGGUAAUGCUAUUGCCAUGUUACAGGAGGUUAUCACAGAUCAUCCUGAGGCUUAUCCCGCUUGGAAUACGCUGGGUCUGGUGCAUGAAGAACUUGGAAAUACAGCCAAGUCACUUCAACUACGUAUGGUUGCAGCACACAUGUGUAAUGAUGCUUCGCUUUGGAAAGAGUUGGGACAAAAGUCAAUUGAAAGCGAUGCUUCUAAGCAAGCCAUUUACUGUUUUUCAAAAGCAUUAACCUUGGAUCCAUCAGAUGUGGAUGUAUUAUGGGAUAGAUCCUUUUUGUACAAGCAAACUGGAAGAAAUGCAGAAGCGAUAGAAGGAUUUAAAAAGAUUCUGGAGAUAAUGCCGCAUCAUUUUAAAGUUAUUAAUGAAAUGGCUCAGAUAUACCGUGCUGAAGGAAAAACACAGGAGGCGAUCCAGAUGUAUGAGGACGCUAUUGUGUAUCAUACAGAAAAUGACACUGGAGAGGAUGAGGCAGAUGGUGAAGAAGAGGAAGAGUUUAGCGAUAAGUUGGGAUACUCUGAAAUCAAUAUGUUGAGUGAAUUAUAUCUCGUUUUGAAUGAUUAUUCUCGAUGCUUGGAUACAAUCAAGACUGGUCUAAGACUGAUACAGCAUAGGCAGCAUGAAACAUGGUGGAUAGAUCAUGCUGAUGAUGAUGACGAGUAUUUUGGAGAUGACGACGCUAGAACAGACUUUCCAAUUGAGCUGCGUGUGAGAAUGGGUGUCUGUCGUGUUUAUUUAGGACCAAUUAAAGUGGCAAACAAACACUUUGAAUAUUUAUUACAAUACCCAGCUACAACCUAUCCAGACUUACAUCAAGAUAUUGCCUAUGCCUAUUACGAUAAGCGUCACUAUGAAUUGGCUUUAAAGGUGUUUCAAAGAAUCAUUGACGCAUCAGAUGAAGUUGAAGUGGAUCUUUUGAUUCGUACUGCAGACUGUUAUCGCGAGAUGGGUGAAUUAGAUACAGCUGUUAUGUUCUAUAUCAAUGUUUUGGAAGAGCAACCAGAGAAUUUGGACGUAAUGGUGUCCCUUGCUACAGUAUAUGAAGAACAAGGAAAAGAAGAGCAGGCUCUUGACUUGUUAGAAUUUGGCAAGUAUUUAGAAGCACGUAGACUUAAGGAAGCCUCAAAGAGUCAAGAAGAAGGAAGAACUGAAGCUGGAUCAAAUGAUGCAUCUAAAAAGGCAUCCAUUUUUGAUGAAAGCCGUGCAAGGACGGUAAAGGAGCUAUAUGACAUACGACGUGCUCGAAGGCUGAGAGAAGAACAAGAAAAAGAGGUGGCUGCUAUCGCCUUGUUUCAAAGACUGGACGAAAUUGACAAACAUACUGGCCCUGAUGUAGUUGGUAUGAAUCGUGCACUGAUGAGAGAUUACAUGAGGGCUGCUCAGGAACUAUGGGAAGGAUUUUAUGCUAUUCGCGCAUUCUUUAGCAGCACAAGAAGUAAACGAUUUGAAGGAUUUUAUGCUAUAAGAAGAGGCAAAAAGAGACCAAAUGCUCACUCAAGAUUGGAUGCACGAUACAUGGCUCAGCGUCUUCGAAAACGAGUGAAAAAAGAGAGUGAGGAUGCUGCAAAUAAUGAGGAAAUGGACGAGGAAGAUAAACAAGAUGAAAAGGAAGCCGAAGAAGAAAUGAAGAUGAGUGCUGCGACCCACUUUCGUACUAUACCUUUUACUAAAUGGUGUUAUGUGUUCCUAAGGUAUGCGUUUAUGCUUGCUGUAUCAAAACGAAAAGAAGAGACCCACGAGCUAUUGAGAAGAUGCUUUGAAGCAAAUGUAUUCUUUCAAGAUCUUAAAAUGAAAACAUCCAUAAAACUAGCACAAAUAGGCUGUGGUAUAAUUACUAAACAUGAAUUUAUGGUGCAAGAUGGAGCUCGUUGGUUAUGUAACUUUUAUCAAUUUCAAAACGAUCCUUUCAGAAUUUACACUGCUGUUUUAAAUGGUGCAAGUAGUAGUUAUUCUGGUCUAAUAUCUUAUUCUCAGCUCAAAUAUACCUCUCGUAUCGUUCGACUCAUGGAUGCCUUGGUCUUAAACUCAAAAGGAACAGGAGCAAACAAUGUACCACUAGAUGAAAUUAAAGAAUUGGAUGACGCUAUUAGAGCAAUGAAUGUUGAUCCUUCAGCAAAUGAGCAAAACUAUAUGCGUUUCUAUGAGGUUCCUACUAAUACGGAUAUGCAAUCACUGUUUCGAAUCGAAGCAAAAUCACUCUCUCGUCCAAAUCCAAUUAUCUUGACACUAUUUGCUCAUUUGAUGAGUAUAUCAAGAAACCAUCUUGCGGCAACUUUAUUUUACAUGAGAGCGUACGCGAUUGCUCCUCGAGACCCUGUCAACACAUUGUGUUUGGGAAUGUCAUUCCUUCAAGCAUCUACUCAGCGUAGAUGUGAUAAUAGACAUUUGCUGAUUGUGCAGGGUAUGCUAUUUAUGCAGGAAUAUAUGAGGAUCAUGGGUCGAUGCCAAGAAAGUGAAUAUAAUAUGGCAGUUGCCUUUCAUCUCAUCGGUUUGACACAUUUGGCCGUUCCUCACUAUGAACGAGUGCUAUGUUUGCCUUCUAAAGCAAAAGCACAUAUAGAAAAAGAAAAGCCUAUAGAAGAUGUAUAUAAAUGGCCAGUGGAUGAUAUGGAUGAGGAUGACAAUGAGGAUGAAGAGUAUGAUGAAACUGAUCUUAAACAUGAAGCAGCAUAUAACCUUCAUCUUAUUUACGUUAUAAACGGUUCACCAGCUUUAGCAGAAAUAUUAAUGAUGAAAUAUUGUACUAUAUAA